This is a messenger RNA of Brettanomyces nanus, 1932 nucleotides long. RefSeq lists its product as uncharacterized. NCBI's taxonomy places the organism in Eukaryota, Fungi, Ascomycota, Pichiomycetes, Pichiales, Pichiaceae. The transcript has a single exon. The coding region runs from base 1 to 1932 and encodes 643 amino acids. The record is from RefSeq and is a predicted model, not a curated record.
AUGUUCCACACUCCUCCAACCAAACAAACAUGGCCGGUGGAGACAGCAAUUAAUAAUUCAUACAACUCGGAAGGAACUGAGGUGGUGGUAGACAGCGCUAACAAAACUGAGUCUGAGCCGUCAUCAAUUACUGCUGCAAAUACUCAGCCAACCAGCCCAAGCAUUCUUGAAGAUGCUUUUGAAAUGCCAGAGGAGUCUUCUUUGCCUUUAGAGCUUCUGAAGGAAUACGAGGCUUUCCUCAAAUACCUCAAAGAACCACGAUUUGCACGUCCGUUGGCUACUUGUGAGAUCGCUGAUCUUUUCCAUAGAUUCUAUCGUAAGUUUAGCGCCAAAGCACACAGCUUUGUCUAUGAUUCCGGCGUCAAACAACCUGUGGAAUUACCUGAAUAUGAUACACCCCGAGAUUACGCCUGCUAUAUAUACAACGUUCUUGCCGAGAGAAUGGUAUGCGAUAAGUUUUACAGCUCUAUUAUGUUUCCUAGUAAGGGAAUCAGUAUCGAUGAUUAUGUGCGCAAAUUAAAUGAUAGUUUGGCAGUGAAAUUGGCCUGUCUACACUCUCUGAACAUUAAAUUCAGCCAUCUAGAUAUCGAUCUUCCCGAAGAUGAAGAGAAGUUCUUUGUGGACGACAUACAUAAGAUUAUUCUUCCGAUAUUUGAACUCUUUAGUUCCGAAAGGUCCCCCACACUCAAAGCGAAAUACCUCUAUAAGAUCCACAUCACCAUUUCGACGAUAAUUCAGCAUAUGGAGACCGGGAAAAACCCCAAUUUCGCCAUGAACACCGAUAUCUACCUACCAGUCUUGAUAUACACUAUCAUCCAACUUGAAGAUCUUCGUACCCAUUCCUUGGUAUCCCAACUCAACUUCAUGAAACAGUUCACCGACGAAUACAUUUAUCAACUCGACGACGAGACUUACCGUGACGAAAGGGGUAAACUCUUGUAUGUUCUGACGAAUUUCGAGGCCUGCAUCUCCUAUUUAGCCAGCGUAACUCUAGACGAUCUUCAUAUUGAACCACCAGGCGAUGAAACAGACCAACAGGUAUUGGAUAUUCUAACUAAACCUAUGGUAAUAGAAAACAUCGAAGAAGAGACCAGGAAGUACAAACAAGCUCAUUCUGUUCCGAGAUCUCGUUCCAGCUCGUAUUUCCCCUCCUCUUUUCAGCAAUCAACUCCACUAUCAGAAUCGAUCUACCAUGCAGAUCAAGGACUUAGAAAUAUCAGCAGAUCCGUAGAUGCUAGUCUCAAAAGUAUCAUGGGUAAAGUUCCCUGGAUAGCGAUUAAUUCCAGUAGUCCUAAAGAUGGUGACACCUUAGAUAAUGCACUUCGUCAACAGCUAGAAGAGAACUUGGCAUUUCAGGAAUCUCAAAAAACUCUAAUAGAAGACCACCACAUCAGUCCUAUAUCUUCAUCAUCAAUCUCGACCGGCAGCAACAGUUUGAAACAUCAUUCCAACUUGUCCUUGAGUUCUAUCGGAAGUAAAACGGGUAUACCAGCCAUUACUACUGCUCCAUCCUUACCUCCAGAGAGAUUACUGAGUAGACUCACCAAUAGUGUUGGUAGUGCAGUGAAAAACUUCCUUCCUGCCAGUGCCAGUUCAUCCAAUAUCUCAUUAGGGGUACAAUCCGAGUCUCAGCAACGGUCCAAGGUGCGUAGUCGUGCUGCUAGUCUUAUGAGUGGCUCGUUUUUUAGUGGAAGUCCUCAACGAAUCUCGAGAUCAAGUUCUCUACAACAAAUUGGGAAUGAAGGAGACAAGCAAGGAGGAGGGAUCUUUAAUACACUAGAAAAUGCACUAGAGACAGUGAAAAAUAGGAGUCGAGGAAACUCUGUAGUGGAGCCUCCAAAGCAAUUCAACAAGACCUUUGAACAGAUGAGUAUUGAAGAGUUAAAAGAGAUGUUUGAAGGGUACCAGUCUUUGACCAACAAAACCAUAUAG